Molecule: messenger RNA, 1962 nt
Organism: Polypterus senegalus (gray bichir)
Lineage: Eukaryota; Metazoa; Chordata; Cladistia; Polypteriformes; Polypteridae
Product: probable bifunctional methylenetetrahydrofolate dehydrogenase/cyclohydrolase 2
Exons: 8
Coding region: 94-1131 (345 amino acids)
Biological process (GO): tetrahydrofolate interconversion
Cellular component (GO): mitochondrion
Molecular function (GO): methenyltetrahydrofolate cyclohydrolase activity; methylenetetrahydrofolate dehydrogenase (NADP+) activity; methylenetetrahydrofolate dehydrogenase (NAD+) activity
Source: RefSeq, a predicted model, not a curated record
UUAUCUGGAGUCUGAAAUUAAGAUCGCGAUGCUCAGCUAGCUGCUCUUGGGGACUGUGCGUGUGACAGCCGUGCACGCAGCAGGCUCAGCAUCAUGGCGUCCUCUGUCCCAGUCUUAUGUGCUUCAUUCAAACUGUCUAGUACGUUUAUGCAGCCGUGCUGCAAGGCAAAAAUGCGACUUUGCGGGAGGAAUGCCUGUCACAGACAAAUUCACCUUUCUAAACGCGGUUGUGCAGCCGCAAUAAUAUCAGGGACCGAACUGGCAAAGCAAAUACACAAAGAGAUUCAAAGGGAUGUGUCAGAACUUCUUUGUCAAAGUAAUACAAGACCUCAUCUAAGUGUCAUUUUAGUGGGCGAUGAUCCUGCUAGCCAUUCAUAUGUUAAAAACAAAACUAAAACUGCAGCUGCAUUAGGUAUUAGUAGUGAGACAUUAAUAAAACCUACAAAUGUCACACAAGAGGAGCUGUUAGAACUGAUUGAUAAAAUGAAUCGUGACUGGAAAGUGAGUGGUCUGCUUGUUCAGCUACCUUUGCCAGAACAUAUAAGUGAGCGUGCAGUAUGCAAUGCUGUUGCACCUGAAAAGGAUGUUGAUGGUUUUCACAUAGUUAAUGUUGGAAAACUUUGUCUUGAUCAAAAGUCAAUGAUCCCUGCUACACCAGCAGCUGUUUGGGAAAUUAUUAAAAGAACAGGUAUUGAUACUUUUGGAAAAAAUGUGGUAGUGGCUGGCCGAUCAAAGAAUGUGGGCCUACCAAUUUCAAUGCUGCUGCACACAGAUGGAAGACAUGAAAGGCCAGGUGGUGAUGCGACAGUGACUAUUGCACACAGAUUCACUCCUAUAGAACAGCUGAAACGUCACACAUGCCUUGCUGACAUAAUAAUUGCAGCAGCUGGAGUUCCAAGGCUGAUUACUGGAGAUAUGGUGAAAGAAGGGGCAACCGUCAUUGAUGUUGGCAUUAAUCGUAUCGAAGACCCUAAAACGGGAAAAACCAAAUUAGUUGGAGAUGUAGAUUUUGAAGAAGUGAGGAAGAAAGCCAGUUUCAUCACACCAGUACCAGGAGGUGUGGGGCCAAUGACGGUUGCCAUGCUUAUGAAAAACACCGUAUAUGCUGCUAGAAAUCUACUAACACAUUAAAUUGCCAUUAAGAUGAUUUUAUUUUAUUGUAUUGCAAAAUGUAUUUUUAUUACUAUUUAUAUAUUUAUGUAGUUCAUACCAAUUAUAUUUUAAAAAAUCUAUAUUUUUUCUACUCUAAAAGUCUUCUUUGGCAUUUUGAAGUAUAGGACAUUAUUUCAUACAUUAAAAAAAUCUAAAACAUUGAAAUGAAACUUUAUUUACAGGAUUAGCAGUUUUGUUAUUUGUGUUUUCAUUUUCCUAAUGCAGUUUAAUAGAUAUUUAUUUAUUUAAUAUUUAUUUAUUCAGGAUGUAAAUCAUUACAAAUUGUACUUUUUGAAUGGUUAAACAUAUCAAAAUGGGAGGAUUAUACCUCAUAUAAGCUAUGCAUAAUUUUAAUCUCUUAGAACAGAUAGUAUGAAGCCAAAAUAUACCAAGUACCAGCUAUAAUUUAAAAAAUAACAUGUUUCAGAUUUUGAUAAUAUACAGUAUAUGGUGCUUCACAUUUUCAUAGAAAUAUAUUUACAGGAGUUAGAGGGACUUACAAAAGGGCUGGGUCAGUGUGCUUUUUUUCAUUUCAUUUCUGAAAUAAAAGUAGGUUAGAAAAUCAUUGUUCUGGCUGUUAUGUCUUCAUCUUGUGCCAGUCUUAUGAUGAUUUACUAAAAUGUUGUAUUUCUGUCCUUUUUAUAUUAUUAAUGUGCAUACACCCUUUGCUUUUUUUCUUUUUGCAGAUUUGUUUGCAGAUUAGUUUUUGUAAAACUGCUUUUUUCAAACUGUAAAGUAUUGUGUUAUUCAUUAAAAGUUUAAACAAUGUAAUGUAUCUGGCAAUUAAAAAGGAGGACUUUUUGUUCACAU